AUGUUUUCAUCCAAAAGAUCCGCAUUUCUCUUCUUCCUCGCCUUGAUCUUGGCAGUUGCUUUCACCUUCGAUUCUAUUUUAAUUUCUGUAUCCGCCAGUCCUAUCAAAAAGCGUGAUGAUGGGGUGAAUUCAGAUGGAUUAUGUUACGGCACAUUUACCGGGGAGGGUACUUUCUAUGAAAUCGGUAUGGGCGCUUGCGGUCAACAAAAUACCGAUCAAGAUUUAGUAGCCGCCCUUCCAGUGUCCAUGUUCGGAAAUUCGCCUAAUAAUAAUCCCAAUUUAAACAAAAAUUGCUUCAGAAAUGCCACCGUCAGCCAUAAUGGAAAAUCAGUCACGGUCACGAUCGUAGACAUUUGUCAAGGCUGCAAAUCUGGUGACCUUGAUCUGAGUCCGGCUGCCUUCUGUAAACUUGCUGAUCCAAGCGAGGGUCGAAUUCCAAUAACAUACGUGUUAAAUUAG
Molecule: messenger RNA, 459 nt
Organism: Acaulospora morrowiae
Lineage: Eukaryota; Fungi; Glomeromycota; Glomeromycetes; Diversisporales; Acaulosporaceae
Source: the annotation of a GenBank genome assembly